Messenger RNA from Cynoglossus semilaevis (tongue sole), 3220 nucleotides. Its product is annotated as acylamino-acid-releasing enzyme-like. Gene Ontology annotation, biological process: proteolysis. NCBI's taxonomy places the organism in Eukaryota, Metazoa, Chordata, Actinopteri, Pleuronectiformes, Cynoglossidae. The coding region runs from base 2316 to 2978 and encodes 220 amino acids. Gene Ontology annotation, molecular function: serine-type endopeptidase activity. The transcript has 6 exons. The record is from RefSeq and is a predicted model, not a curated record.
CUUUAUUCUAUGUGGAUCUCACUCAUGGGAAUUGUGAGCAGUUGAUUUCAGACAGCAAAAUAGCCGUCUUUUCACCCAGACUGAGUCCAGACCAGCGCCGGAUUAUCUACUUACAAUGUUCUGUCUCUGGGCCACUCAUGCAGUGCAGCAAACUUUCUAUGGUAUGUAAUGUGCCUCAACCAGAAUCCAAAUCUGUAGCAGGUUUGAGUUUCUACGACACAUUGUGUUUCCUUCAAUUUUCUCAAAACUGUAUCAUGACAAAUCUAGUCAAUUAAAGUAAAACAUAUCUUCUUCUAUUUUACUCCUGAUCACAUGAUCCUAUGUAUUUUCACUGUUAAAUGAAUAAAAAUGCGUCUCUCCUCUCUCUGCAGUACGACUGGUACACAAAAACAACCUCUGUGGUAGUGGAUGUGGUGCAGGUGCCUGCAGAAGGUCAGGAAUAAUGACUGAACCACAUUAUUUUCACACACAUUUUAAAUGUGUAUAAUGUAUAAUGAGUUUGUGUGUGUGUUGUUUUGGGGUUUUUUUUCCAGAUGGUUUCUAAUGACUCUACUGCUCUCAAUUGCCUCCUCAGUGUUGGUCCGCCGAUAGUCAGCGGGUUGUCUUAACCACUCCUCAGCGUUGCCGCAAGGUACAGAAAAGUCCUGUCUUAUGACUACGUCACUGCAACGAGAAUCAGAAUCAUACCACUGUCUCUAACAUUUGUGUUCACUUUGUUUUUAGGAUUUGCUGAUGGUGGAUGUCAGCACAGGGAGAGUCUCAUCACUGGCUGCGAGUGAGGAAUUCCUUGAUUUUUAUUUUAAGGAUGUAGCAACUGAAAAUGCUAAUGUUGAACUUUCUGACAAGUGAAACUGUGAGAUUACACGCCAAUGUGUUGUAAGGAAACAGCAACGUAAUGGUUUCAUUAUAACAGAUGGAAGAGUAUACUAAACAUGUCCAAAAGGACCAGUGGUCUUCAGGUGUUAUACUGAUGAUGUUCCGGGUUUUUCCAGAGGGUGAUACUGGGACCUGGGUGCUGCUGAACAUAGAGAGAGACCUGAUGGUUGUCAACUACUCCUCCCUCAACCGUCCGCCCACUCUAGUAAGAUCUGUAGUAAAGAUGUCCCAUAUUAUCAGCCGAUAUUAGCAUAAUUAUGUAAUAUCUGUACGAAUCAUUACUGAAUUUUCCUCCGAUAAUUAAAACCCGAUAACGCAAUGCCUGAGUUUGGCCAAAUGACGUGUGCUCUAAAAAUAGUUUAACGCCCGCCGGCGUCAGACCAAUCAGAUGCCUCAGUGCUCUCAAGAAUGUAUUGAAACACAGCUGCAGUAACUUGUCCUAAACUUCUUUAUUGCUCUCAGCCCAGCUUCUCCAGAAACACCUUUUCCUCCUCUCUCACUCUUUCUUCCUCAUACACACACCCACUCUCGCUGAAAAAACCUCUGUCCCCUAGGCGGGCAUGGCAGAAAAUAAUUGAGAAACAUUGCUCUAACCCAUCACCUUAGUGCGCAGGUGACACUUAACUUCUUUAACCUCCACCACUGCCCAAUAUAUCGGUAUUGAUUUCGGAAUCGGAAAUUAAGUGUUCAGACAAUAUCGGUAUAUCGGACAUCCCUAAUCUUUAGUAAAUGGUUUUAUACUAUUCCACUAUGAAAUGACAGUUAUGUUUAAAGGAAUAUUACCAACAUUUCUUUCACCACUUCCCUCAGAGAAUUGGUUUCCUUCCAGCCAGAGAUUCCGAAGAGGAAGUCGCCUGGGUGACUUUGGAAGACUCUCAGCCCUUACCAGAGAUCAGCUGGGAGAUUUUAACUUUCACGCCUCCUCCAGAGCAAGAAAACAAAGAUUAUCGUAAGACUGCACAUCAUUUUUUUUGUGGAAACCUAGUAAAACCUAAGAGAUGAAAAUAUGGAUUUCUUAUCUUCUCUACUAAGCUUCUUCAGUCCAGCCAUCUAUUUCAACAACUCUAAAUUGCUGAAAACCUUUAAGAUCAGGGUCUGUGUGGAACCAUAUAGAGGUGGUGUGGACAGAAUUGAAUUUGAAUCUCUUCUGCAUUUCAGCCGGCCUCAAAUUUGAAGCCUUUUUGCUCAAACCAAAGGAGGUGCAAGAAGGAGUGAAGCUGCCUCUUAUCGUAUCUCCUCAUGGUGAGUAAAUAUUAUUGUCAUAGUAUUAUUUAAAAGAAAGUAUGGUGGCCCAGAAACAGCUACAGCUGACCUUCCAAGCACCACCAUAACAGAGACAUUCCUGCCUGUUUUCAAGAAAGUCCUUCUUUACCGUUACCCUCCUCUAUCUCCUUGAGCACUUGUUACCUAACUACUGGUCUCCUUUCAAGAGUUCCUUUAUGUAUCCUGAUGGUAAUACUCAUCUUGUAUCUUUGAUUGAAGGUGGUCCUCACUUGCUGUAUAUGUCCGAGUGGAUUCUUUCCGCAGCUUUUCUGUGCAAGAUUGGCUUUGGGUUACUAAUGGUGAACUACAGAGGCUCUCGGGGUUACGGUCAGGACUAUCUCCUGUCUGUAAUUGGACGCAUUGGUGACCAAGAUGUUAAAGAUGUGCAGUUUGCUGUUGAAAGUGUUCUCAAAAGCGGUGAGUUUGAUGCUGAGAAGGUGGCCGUCAUGGGAGGUUCCCAUGGUGCCUUCUUAGUCUGUCACCUGAUUGGUCAGUAUCCAGGAUUCUACAGCGCUGGUGUGGCCCACCUAAUUGGUCAGUACCCAGGAUUCUACAGCGCUGGUGUGGCCCGAAACCCCGUCACCAACAUGGCGACCAUGGUCAGCAGCACAGACAUUCCAGACUGGUGCAUGGUUGAGUCUGGUUACGACUACAGCGCCGACUGGUUACCAGACCCUGAAGUCUGGUCACAGAUGUUGGAAAAGUCUCCGAUUAAAUACGUUGAACAGGUCCAGACCCCGCUUCUGCUCCUUUUAGGAAAAAAUGACAAACGUGUGCCAAACAAUCAGGGAAUGGAAUUUUACAGAGCUCUGAAAGUCAGGCAGCGUCCUGUGCGGUGAGACAAUUCUCUUCAGACUGAUGUCAAGCAAAAAAAAUAAAUAAUGCAGUGGCAGUGUGUACGGAUUGAGUCUGAUUCUUUUUCUACCAUGUGUUUGUGUAGGAUGCUGAUGUACACAGGACACAACCACUCGCUCCUUAGCAUCGACACAGAGUCGGACCGCUACAUGAAUCUUGUUCUGUGGAUCAUUCAGCACUUGUCGUUGGGAUCAAGACACGGGUGUGCAGAGCAGAAGUGAAGAAA